Daucus carota subsp. sativus is the source of this 674-nucleotide messenger RNA. RefSeq lists its product as uncharacterized. The record is from RefSeq and is a predicted model, not a curated record. Bases 71 to 469 code for a protein of 132 amino acids. NCBI's taxonomy places the organism in Eukaryota, Viridiplantae, Streptophyta, Magnoliopsida, Apiales, Apiaceae. Gene Ontology annotation, biological process: regulation of transcription by RNA polymerase II. Gene Ontology annotation, cellular component: NuA4 histone acetyltransferase complex; nucleus. The transcript is spliced from 5 exons.
AACACACAUAUAAAUACAGACACAAACACCAUUUUGUGUUUGUGUAGGAUCAUAAAACAAAAGAAAAAGAAUGAAGGGGUUGAAUGGAGGGACAGUGAGAGCCAAGGAAGAAGAGGAGCAAGAGGAGGGCAUGUCUGCACAUUCCCCUUGCAAGAAAUCUCCCUCUUCUUCUUCAUCUCUCCACAAGGAGCAAUCACAGGUUGAGGUGGAGCUGAAGCUGUUGGAAGCUCUGGAAAUCUACCCUCUUGUCAAAUUACGAGGUAUACAUCGUCACUUUGUUCUUUUUGGGCUGACUGAAUAUUUGCAGAGAAGCUUUAAUAGGCCGUUCUCCCCUUCUGAGGUUCUGCAGUUGCUAGACCGUUUCUACAAUCUGGAAAUGCUGCAACCAGAUGACGAGGAUAAUGAAAUACUGAACCAAGAAGAAGAAUUCUCCCUUCCGCCGAGUUUCUUUGCUAAGGAUGAACCUUGAGUGCUACUGAAGUGGGCUAUAUGAUCGAGACAGAUGACUCAUGGGAAAUUAUCUAUUUCUGCAUGCCCUGUAAUCAUAUGAACCUCUAGUUUGUUUUAACUUUUGCGACUUUUGCAGCAUCCUUGCUGCUAGUUUCUGCAAAUAGAAUAAAAAAACACUCCAGAAGUGUCCUUGACUUUACUUAUAUAUGUUUUGUUGCUCAUAA